This is a messenger RNA of Calliphora vicina (urban bluebottle blowfly), 504 nucleotides long. RefSeq lists its product as uncharacterized. The record is from RefSeq and is a predicted model, not a curated record. NCBI's taxonomy places the organism in Eukaryota, Metazoa, Arthropoda, Insecta, Diptera, Calliphoridae. The transcript is spliced from 2 exons. Bases 1 to 504 code for a protein of 167 amino acids.
AUGGCAGCAACAAAUAUUUUAUGUUUUGCCAUCUACUUGUAUUUGUGCUUUGCAUCAUUUGUCAUCAGUUCUCAUAUUGGCAGCGAGGAUUACUCCUUAUCUGAUCCUCAUCAGUCAUUGUCAGCUGCCGGCCAACAUCAUCACACCCACGAAACUUAUUCGGAAAUUUCCAAACCUGUCCCCGUACAAGUUAUUGAGAAAAUCCCUUUGCCUAUACCCCAUCCGGUAGCGGUUAAGGUUCCUAAUGUCAUACGUAUACAAAUACCCGAACCAUAUGCUGUUCAUGUACCCGUUCAACAAGAAAUUCAGGUGCCUACUUAUCGUAUUGUUCCCGAGAUUACGGAGAAACGUAUACCGUUUACGGUGGAGAAACCGUAUCCCGUUGAGGUUGAAAAACCUUAUCCGGUAGAGAUUAUAAAACAGAUUAAGAUCUCUGUGCCAAAACCUUAUCCAGUGCCGUAUACAAUUUACAAGCAUGUCAUGCAAAAGGAACAUGGUUGGUAA